Molecule: messenger RNA, 740 nt
Organism: Metopolophium dirhodum (rose-grain aphid)
Lineage: Eukaryota; Metazoa; Arthropoda; Insecta; Hemiptera; Aphididae
Exons: 1
Coding region: 138-740 (200 amino acids)
Molecular function (GO): protein binding
Source: RefSeq, a predicted model, not a curated record
ACAGUAAACUCGGAUAGCUCAUCGUUUUAUUGUUAAAUGUCUUGAGUGACCUUUUCGAGUUUUCUUUUACGUACGGGUAGAAAGCUGCUAUACUGCACGUUUGGAGCGGACAGCUAGGUCGUCGGACAACGAGAGAAAUGUCCGCACCGCCGAGCUUGUUGAAAACGGCGUACUACGCUUGCAACAAGAUUGAGCGUAAAAAGUUCGACUUACUGGAAACACUGGACGUCGAUAUGCAAAAUUGUUGCUGGUCGCUGUUCGAAAUAAUAAAAAUCAACAAACAACUAAACGGGGACAACAAAAGGCAAACCCUGUUCAGAAGAUUGAACCGCAGGUUUGGAAAGAAAUUUAAAAAGAAGUUUAAAAACAUAUGCAGUGAGGCAGCGUCGCACGAGCACAUCGAUUGCCUGAAACUUGCACACGAGAUCGGCGUUGGAUGGGAUGAGGACACGUGCACAAACGCCGCGAAAUCGGGUAAUCUGGAGUGCCUAAAGUACGCCCGGGAAAACGGGUGCCCGUGGAACGAAUGGACGUGCGUCUUCGCCGCGUCUUCGGGUAAUAUAGAGUGCCUAAGGUACGCCCGGGAAAACGGGUGCCCGUGGGACAAAUUGACGUGCGUCUUCGCCGCGUAUUCGGGUAAUAUAGAGUGCCUAAAGUACGCCCGGGAAAACGGAUGCCGGAGGGACGAAUGUACGUGCAGCAUGGGCGCGUUUAAUGGUCACACAGCCCGCCUGGUGUAG